This is a messenger RNA of Micropterus salmoides (largemouth bass), 4112 nucleotides long. It is a transcript of the gene sdc4, whose product is annotated as syndecan 4. Gene Ontology annotation, cellular component: cell surface; membrane. Bases 244 to 903 code for a protein of 219 amino acids. The transcript is spliced from 5 exons. The record is from RefSeq and is a predicted model, not a curated record. Gene Ontology annotation, biological process: cell migration. NCBI's taxonomy places the organism in Eukaryota, Metazoa, Chordata, Actinopteri, Centrarchiformes, Centrarchidae.
UCCCAGAGCAGAUCAGUCCGCCCGCAGAGAGACGAGCCGCCGCCGGAGACACACUGUGAAGAAGAGACAGCGAAGCAGGUCCAAAGUGGACAGAUCCUCUACUGGACUAACGUUUUAUAUCCGGGGACACGAAUCCGCUGCGGAGCAACAGAACCCAGAACCUCCAGAACCGGUCCAGACUGAAAACCUCGAGCUCAAAGUUUCAGCUUUUUAUUUUUAAACUUAAGCGAAAAGGACAAAACCAUGUUCAGCCUCUGCCUCGUGCUGGUUUUAUCUGCCUCCGUGUUCUCAGAGUCGCAGGUGAGGGAGACGGAAACAUGGAUGCCCAUGAAGACCACACAGACGGCCGCCAUGUCGACACACCGCGUCGACCUCGAGUCGUCGGGAGACUCUCAGAACGGCUCAGACUUCGGCUUCACAGACGACGACGACGAAGACGACUACUACACCGAAACGAUGUUCGACGAUGAGGACGAUGAGGACGAGUUCUCCGGAUCUGGUGAUGGAGCAGCAACUGCGUCACCUGAAAGAGAGUCCAAGACAUCCGCUAAGCCCGAAGUGAACGACAACAAGAUCCCAGAGGUGGAGCGACCGGUGCGGCCAACCGUCAACGAGGUGGAGAUCGUCCGGGAGGGUAACGACAUCCCCCUGCGGAGGAAUAUCGAAGAUGCCGGCGAGGAGUACCCAUCCAACGUCCUCAUGGCGCACGCCAGCGACGAGAGCAUCUUCAACAAGACGGAGGUCCUGGCAGCCCUGAUUGCGGGCGGCGCCGUCGGCUUGAUGUUCGCCGUCCUCCUGAUCCUCCUGCUCAUCUACCGCAUGAAGAAGAAGGACGAGGGCAGCUACGACCUGGGGAAGAAGCCCAUCUACAAGAAGGCCCCCACCACGGAGAUCUACGCGUAGACCCUGAUCCACCACACACACCUCACCCCUGGACCCUUAAAAACCCAACCAGUGCCUCAUCACCACCACCAUCAUCAUACCUCGUCCUCCUCCUCACUUUCCUUCAGCGGAGUGACGCUCUGUAAAUCAGGAGAGAAGCCCCCCCCCCCCCCUCCCCCGACAACACAAUCGAUUGACUUGACUCCUCCUACCUGAUGUAAACUAAUAUUAUUGGUGCUCUCUCAACCAAUCAGAGGCUUUGUUGGCCGUGCUUCUCUCUCUCUCAAACAAGGAAAAGGAGCAGCAGUAGUGGACUAUUUCAGCUGCGGUACUACGGUUUUAUUUUAUCUUGUGUUUUUAUUAUUUUUGUCCCCACAUCAAAAGAAAAAAAACACAGGACUUUUUUUAACUCCUCUUCCUCAACGCUUCACUUCCUUUUCUUUUUUCUCCGUUAAACACUAACGCUGUGCAAUGACGUUUGUCUCGGUACGCAUUAACAGUCCAGUUAUUUAUUCCCCCUCUUCCUCCUCUGAUCCUGUUUCUUGGACUGCAGCUCCUCACGUUACUGUAGAAAAUGACUUCUUUGACAUUUUUAUUAGAUUUUGUUUUUUUUAAAACAAACUCCUUGUAAUGCAAAGAGAUUUUUAUUUUAUUUUAUUUUUUUUUUUUCUAUUAAAGAUCCAUUCAUGGUGGGAAAUAAUUGGGUUCAUGUUAUCCCUCACUGUAACGGUUCACGCUCUGUCAUCCGUUAGUAAUUACAAUAUUUGUUAAUUUUAUUUUUUUAUCCUGAACUCGCAGUGAGAGAAGAGACGCUCAAACGAGUAUUUGCAAAUCAUUGUUUCUGCUGAUUAUUUUUAAGUGCAAAGAGCGAGCGCCGCAAGAUAAUUCUGUUCUGUUAUCAGACGCAGCAGCAGUUCAUUAAAAUGACCUUUAAAAGACUGUUUUUAAACCUUCUGGCAUGUUUUUGUAUCUCCUCAUGUGGCGGGAAAGUCCCCAUCAGUCUGGCACGCAGCGCCAGAUAAGUAAGCUAAACUAAUCCCGAAGAGGAAUUUGCAAAUACUGUAUGACCCAGGUCACACACACACACACACACACACACACACACUGCUGCCUGUUUUUGGAGAGUACUUCAAACGGCUGGAAGAUGUUUUACCACUAUAAUAAUAAUUACCGCGGUGCCUCCAGGGUUUGUCUUUGUUAUUACGGCGAGCUCGACUGGAGUCCAACAACAUGCUCGUACAGGGCGACGCACCCACAUUCCCCUCAAACACACACAAACACACAACGCUCGGUCAUGUGUUGCAGGGAGCAGAGAUUCGACACCAUGACGUCUAUCGCUGCUGAAACUGUCACAUUCAAGCUUAAAGGAAAAGGUUGUGUUCAGAUUGAUGCCUCCUCCUAUGAAGCUACAGCCCCCAGAGGGUUAGCUUAGCUUAGCGUAAAGACUGGAAACGGAUGGGAACAGCUAGCCUGGUCCUCUUAAAACAACUGCAUGAUUACAGAGAUGCUGUAUGCGGACGACAUACCGCUCUAUCCGAUACGUUUGGGUUAAUUGGACGUCUGUAUUUUAAAGCGCCAAAGUCAGAUAAAUCAGGAACUUGAGCUGAGUUUCUUGUUUGUAAUUCUGAAACUUUAACCCUCUUAAAAAAGGAGAAUUUAAAGUUUGGGUUUUAGCUACCUGAUGCCAGUCUUUGUGCUAAGCUAACGGCUAGCUUCACUUAAGUGAGUUCUGAGCGUAACGUAAAGAAGCGUAUUUCCCAAAAUGUUAGACUCUACUUCACUUCCUGUACUCAGUGAGGUUACACACAUUAACUUAACAUUUAUACUCGUGGAAAUCAGUAACUUGUGACUAUUUGUUCAAUGAAAAAGUAAUCUUAAGCUCUGUGAUCGGAGAAACUGGUAGUACCAGUACUAGGUACUUUCUGUUUGUUUUUUUUUUUGUUUUUUUUUAAAUCCUGCUUUCUCAAUAAGCUACACAGACAGUUUGUUAGUUUUUAUACUUUCAUUAUGGGGUCUUUGAGCGCUCGCCAAAGCCUUUUAAUGAACAGGUUUUUAUGCUCACGUUUCUCACACAGACUGGUCUACCAAGGAUUUGUAAAUAGUCAUUACAUUAAAAUAAAAAAUUUUUAAAAAGCAGAAAAAAAUAUAUAUAUUAUCUUGGUACUAAGCCACAUCCUGGCGGCAACAACAACAAAAAAAAAAAUAUCUACCAAAUAUUUAAAUGCCAAAUAGUUGUUCCUGUUUGUAUUUGUUCUCCCCGGCAGUAACGCCCAUGUGAUUUACUGUAAGGCUGUUUUGAUACUACCAAUGCUAAUACUAACGCGCCUCCUCUCAUUGAUCUUCAGUGUUGUUGUUUUUCCUCCAGCAGAUCAACUACUUCACCUUUUUAUUUUUUUUGUAUUAAUUUAACUGUCAAAUUUAUUUUAUUGCCUUCUUUCAGGUUUGGGGUGCCCCCCCCUCCCCCGCUCUUUUUAAGCUGUUGUAUAUGUGAUUUUAAAAGUUUUAUAUACACUAGUUUAAGAUUUUCAGAGGCAAAUAGUUUUGAAACUUUUUAUUUUGUAAGAGUUUCUAUUAUCUUUUUAGACUUUUUGUUUUUUUUGCUUUUGUAUUUAUGUGUUUUUGUUUGUUUUGUAGAAGGAUCGCUUAUGUGUAGUCGGCGUUCAUCUCGUUGUUCAGGGGAUGUUGAUGCUGAUGAGCCAUGUUGUCAGGAGCAGACCUGGGGGUGAUUACGACUUUUUGUUUUUGAUUUUUCUCUGUAGCCAAAAUGUUUUUGGAAAUUCAAGGACUCUGCCGCCACCCGGUUAUAGAUUUGUCUUGACUCUGAUUCAAGGUCUUUCACCUCCCUACAAACUAAUGUAAUCCAGAAAACACUGAUACUUGUUGAGACACUUAAAGGAAACAAGUGUCAGCUGGCCUUGACCUCAGACAGAGGAGUCACUGAUUAGAUUUGGACCUGUCCUCCUUUUUUUUUUUUUUUUUUUAUGGGGAGUUAAAUAUUAUCCAGGUCAGCUGUCUGAGCCGACCUCAGGAGGGAAUAAAGUGGUAAUCAGCCCCACGUCUGGUCGGCGAGCAUGGGAGAGAAACGUAUGUUCUGCUGCUUAAUGUCACAAACACCACAUGUGAAUCACCGAUUGGAGUGGAGAAGCCAAUGAAUCAUUGGUUUCUGCAUGCAGGUUCUGAUUUAUUAUUGGAAAUAAAGCUAUAUUUUUAUGCACAUUAACAUUUUAAAA